Messenger RNA from Gadus morhua (Atlantic cod), 2531 nucleotides. RefSeq names its product cAMP responsive element binding protein 5a (gene creb5a). Gene Ontology annotation, biological process: regulation of DNA-templated transcription. The transcript is spliced from 11 exons. The record is from RefSeq and is a predicted model, not a curated record. NCBI's taxonomy places the organism in Eukaryota, Metazoa, Chordata, Actinopteri, Gadiformes, Gadidae. Gene Ontology annotation, molecular function: DNA-binding transcription factor activity. The coding region runs from base 121 to 1623 and encodes 500 amino acids.
CGUCACCGAGGGGUGAUGUAAUGCGUCUGUAAAUAGACUGUAUUGUAAUCUCGCUCCAGCACAACGUGGUUCCUCUCUCAGUGCCGCUUGUCCUUUUGCAGUUGCAGGUCUGAGUGGGAUAUGAACGACGAACAGGACAGACCCUACCUGUGCAAUGCCCCGGGCUGCUCUCAGCGCUUUCAUUCAGAGGAGCACCUGAUGAUCCACAGACACAAGCACGAAAUGACCCUCAAGUUCCCAUCCAUCAAGGCAGACAACGCCUCCACAGACCAGACUCCAACGCCCACACGAUUCCUGCGGAACUGCGAUGCGGUGGGUCUGUUCAAGGAGAUAGAGGAAGAGUUUCUGCAGGCACAACAAGAGGAGAACAACAAACUGCAGCAACAUCUAAAGCCCCAGCACCAGCUCCCCCCAGAGCCCCGGCAGAGCGGGCCCAGCCUCCACCACCCCCUCACCCAGCCGCUGUCGCACCCCCAGAGCCACGGCCACCUGAUGGCCCCCAGCUGCAGCCUGGCCGCCCACAAGGCUGCUCCCCCGCCCCUGCAGCCCGGCUCGGUGAUCGCCCAGGCCCGCGGCGGCCUCAUGCACUCUGGGCCGGUGCCCGGGCUGCCCUCCUCCCUGCUCCACCCGAGGAGCAGACAGAGACAACCCCUUCCCGCCUCCAUGCCUGGCACCCUGCCAGACCCCGCCAUGCAGGGGGCAUCUGCUCAGCACCUGCCUAUGGAGAGGCAGAUGUCCAGCAUGUUGGGCCUAGCGGGACACGGGAACAGGGCCCCCUGCUCCUCCCCCCAGAGGGGCAAACCGACGCCGAGCCACCACCACCACCACCCCAACCAGCCGCAGCAUCACGGCAUGACGCCCGUCGGCCACAUGAUGGACGUGAUGUCACAGCGGCAGCCGCAGAUGCCCCCGCACCACCCGCACCACCACCACCUCCCCGCCGCGCCCCUCCCCUACCAGCCCCGGUGCCACGGCGCCCUGCCCGGGCAGCAUCCCCUGGGCGCGGGCACCGGCCAUCAGCUCCGCCAGCCGGGGAACGCCCCCCACAGCCAGCCCCAGCACUCGCCCCUGUCCCACCUCCACCACGGCCCCCUGCCGCAGCACGGGUCCCCCCUCUCCAUUGCGUCAGAGCUCUCCCCGGGGUCCCAGCAGAUGCAUUCCCCCCAGCCGUGUCUGCCCCAUCAUGCACUGGGGCAGAGCGGGGGUCGCCGACGGAGGACCACGGAGCACGACCCCGACGAGCGGCGGCAGAAGUUCCUGGAGCGUAACCGGGCGGCGGCCACACGCUGCCGCCAGAAGAGGAAGGUGUGGGUGUCGUCGCUGGAGAAGAAGGCGGAGGAGCUGACACACACCAACCUGCAGUUACAGAACGAGGUGACAUCACUGAGGUCAGAAGUGGGCCAGCUGAAGCAGAUUCUCCUGACCCACAAGGACUGUCCCGUCACCACACACCAGAGAGAGACACAGGGUUAUGCCAAUGCAGGGCUGAGCCCGGGAGGAAGUCCCGCCCUCGCAUGUCCCGGCUCUCAUCGCGGGGCCGUUCAGCACAACAGCAUCUCCACCUCCUCCACCCCCACCACGGCAGGCGGGGACACGGGGCACGACCACCACCCCGGGCGUUAGCCUACAGACGUCCACCUGGCAAAGGGCCCCGCAAGGUCCCCCAGCUCCUCUGUUCCUUCUGACCCCCCAGCCAUGUCCCCAGCCAGGUCCGCCCUGUGGCCUCGGCCGUCCACACCCAUGAACACACUGAACUGGGGGGAGGAUAACAGAGUCUAGAUUAUGUGUGCGAGAGGAGCCAAGAAAAACAGGGGGGGGGGACAGGGAGAGAGGGUGGGACGGGGGGGGGACUUGGCUCUGCCACAUCCGGAACCAAAUCUGUUUCUCUUGCCUGUGACAAAAAGAAAAUGCCCUGAGUUGUGCUACUAUUCCUGAUCUGCUGCAAUGGACACGUGGCAGUGGGGGUCGAAUGGGCGCUGAGGAAAAUAGGUCUUUGAUAGCGACAAGGCUAAGCUAAGCUUAGCUUGUUGUACGUGGACUGCAUUGUAUUUGGAAGCACAAAGCAAAAACUAGUAAGGCACUUUAACUUAGAAUCAUUUUCUUGCUAAUAUCUUGCACUAAUGUGUCCUAACAAGAAGAGAAAUAUCGUGGUAUUAUGUAAACAACUUAUUGUGUUUUUUGUUUGUUUUUCAAAGUAUGGGCUCAAUAAGACAUAAGCCUUUUUUAAAACACCCCCAGGGCAAGCUACAGAAGAAACAAACAAACUGUGUAUAUUGUAUAAAAAAGUUAUUUUUUUGUAGAGAUGCCUUCAUUCCCUGUAGCGCUGUAAAUGAAAACGACAUUUUUAAUAAUGGAUUGUACAGUGGCUCUUUGUGUCACUUUAAUUUUAUAGAAAGUUCCUAUUUUCAUUCAAACUGACCCAAGCUUAACUCCAGCUUGUGCCCUGAAAUACCCACACAGCUCUAUUAAGGCUUCACUUUUUGUACUGUACAGACAUGGACAAUCAAUUAAAAUCACUUAUUCUUGCUAUG